AAAAAAACUAUGAAUUUGUUCAGGAAAUGGAAAUUUGUUCAGGAAGUGGACAGGUAUCGCACUGACUUGGAAAGGUUGCAAACGUUACAUACGAAUGCUUCUGAAGCAGCGUCGGAGUCGGACACUCAAAAACGGCAGCUGAGAGAUGAUUUGAAAGAGGCAAAGAAUCGAGAGCAGAGAUUACUCAGUGAUUAUUCGGAGCUGGAAGAGGAGAAUAUCGGCCUCCAAAAACAGGCUUGCUUUCCAGUUUCAAAUUUACGUAGUGCACAAGUGGAAUUUGAAGCUGUGAAAAUGGAAGUGAAGCGUUUGAUGGACGAGAAUGAUCAGCUGCAAGCGGACAGGGAAGAAGCGAAUAAAUUGACUAUUGUGGCCCAAAAACACCUAGAAGAUGCUCUUUUGAAUAUGCAGCAAGAACGCGACCAGAAGCUCGCUUACAAAAAGGAGCUCGAGUUGAUGCGCAAUGCGGAGCAUCUGCAGCAACUCAACACAAUGCUCUUCGGACUGCAGAGCAAUAACGAGGAUGAUUCACAAGCUCUGAAAGAGUUGGAAUCAUCAUUUAUUGCGGAAUCAAAUGAUUUCGGUAAAGGAAGGCCAUCGAAAGGUGUGGAUUUGUUCUCGGAAAUACACGGUGAUAUGCCGGAGCGCCUGGCCGAGCUGGAAACCAAAAACGACAAACUUGCACUAAAGUUAAAGGAAACUGAGAAAGACAUCAGUUAUGUAAUACCCGUCCUAAAGAAGCUUGAAGUGAUGAGCACACCAGAGUUGGAUCAUACUCAGUUGAAACAGUUGAGCGACGAUGCUCUAAAAAAGAUUGAGCAACUGAUCGAAAGUACAUCAAAAGCCGGAAUUGGCGGCAAACAGUAUGAUCUUGUUAAGACGGAUUUGCGGACAGCAAUCAUGAUCGCUGGUGAAAAUCAAGCAAAACUGGCCUCUGCACAGGAUUUAAUGAUUGCUGUUGCUGAUUUUCUGUAUCGUUUGUAUCAUCAGUUAGUUUCAACACAUGGACUGGAAACUGACAAAAACGCUGCGGAAGCAAUGAAAAAACUGAGACAGUAUGCGAAAGAAAAUGCUGAGAACGAAGAGUACGUGCAAGGUAAUGAAUUAUUUUCGUUUCAUUUGGUUGUUCGAUUUUCAGAUGAAGGAGUUGAGAGUGGAACAGACACAGAAGGUGGCCGUUCUCCUCGACUGAUGCUGAAUCUACAGCGUCAAAUAAUAUCGCCUUCAUUUGUCAAAGUUCUGAAUGAGCAGCUGCUGAGCGAUCAGCUGGACAAUGUAUUGACGGAAAGCGAUUUCAGAGAACGCAUUGUGCCCGGUAAUAUUUGGCUUUUGCUUCAAAUUCGGUGUUUAAUAGUUUCAGUGAUAGCUGACUUGGUUUGUAAAUCUGAGUAGUU
Messenger RNA from Gongylonema pulchrum, 1391 nucleotides. The record is from the annotation of a GenBank genome assembly. NCBI's taxonomy places the organism in Eukaryota, Metazoa, Nematoda, Chromadorea, Rhabditida, Gongylonematidae.